AAAGUAACUGUCGUGACUGCAAGUACUCCCAUUCUCAAGAGCGGACGUGGCCCUGCGCACUUUAUAUCAACCACCCAUGCAGCGCUGCCUUACUCUGACCUUUGCCCGGCACAGCAGGCUCCUCUUGAGACAUAAGUUUGCGUCUGUCCACUGCCAGCAGUCAGCAGCCAUGUCAGGUCUCCUCAUCAACCAGCCCAAAUACUCCUGGCUGAAAGAGCUGGGCCUGUCUGAGGACAACCCUGGCGUUUACAAUGGGAGCUGGGGAGGCAGCGGGGAGGUCAUCACGUCAUACUGCCCCGCCAACAAUGAGCCCAUUGCCAGAGUAACCCAGGCAACCAUGGCGGAGUAUGAAGAAACUGUCCAGAAGACGAGGGAGGCGUGGAAGAUGUGGGCAGAUAUUCCAGCUCCCAAAAGAGGAGAGAUUGUGAGGCAGAUCGGAGAUGCACUUAGAAAGAAGAUUAACGUCCUCGGGAGCCUGGUGGCUCUAGAAAUGGGCAAAAUCUACGUUGAGGGAGUGGGAGAGGUUCAGGAAUACGUUGAUGUCUGUGAUUAUGCCGUUGGUCUGUCUAGAAUGAUUGGCGGGCCCAUGCUGCCUUCAGAGAGACCAGGCCAUGCCCUGAUCGAACAGUGGAACCCCGUCGGUCUUGUCGGCAUCAUCACGGCCUUCAACUUCCCCGUGGCUGUGUACGGCUGGAACAAUGCCAUCGCUCUGACCUGCGGCAAUGUCUGCCUCUGGAAAGGAGCUCCAACCACACCUCUCACAAGCGUUGCCAUUUCCAAGAUUGUGGCUGAGGUGCUGGAGCACAACAACCUGCCCGGAGCCAUCUGCUCCAUGACCUGCGGAGGCGCUGAUAUCGGCACCGCCAUGGCGAAGGACGAGCGGGUGGAUCUGGUGUCGUUCACCGGCAGCACCCAUGUUGGCAAGAUGGUGGCCAUGAUGGUGCAGGAUAGGUUCGGUCGUAAGUUGCUGGAGCUCGGCGGAAACAAUGCGAUCAUUGUGUUCGAGGACGCUGACCUGAAUCUCGUGGUGCCCUCCGCCGUCUUUGCAUCAGUGGGAACCGCUGGUCAGCGCUGCACCACAACCAGGAGGCUGAUGCUGCACGAGAGUCUUCACGACGCAGUGGUUGAGAGGGUCGCCAAGGCCUACAAACAAGUCCGCAUCGGAGACCCCUGGGAUCCCGCCACCCUUUAUGGGCCUCUGCACACCAAACAAGCUGUGGAUCAGUAUCUGGCAGCUAUUGAGCAGGCCAAGCAGCAGGGUGGUACCGUGGUCUGCGGAGGAAAGGUGAUGGACCGCCCUGGAAACUACGUGGAGCCCACCAUCAUCACUGGGCUGGCUCACGACGCUCCCAUUGUCCACACCGAAACCUUCGUCCCCAUACUGUACGUCCUCAAGUUCAAGACGGAAGAGGAAGCGUUUGCCUGGAACAACGAGGUCCAGCAGGGCCUGUCCAGCAGCAUCUUCACCCAGGAUAUGGGUCGGGUUUUCCGCUGGCUUGGGCCCAAAGGAUCCGACUGCGGCAUCGUGAAUGUCAACAUUCCUACAAGCGGAGCUGAGAUCGGAGGCGCCUUUGGUGGAGAGAAACACACCGGAGGUGGAAGAGAGUCUGGCAGUGACUCGUGGAAGCAGUACAUGAGGCGUUCCACCUGCACGAUAAACUACAGCAAAGAUCUUCCUCUGGCCCAGGGAAUCAAGUUUGAAUGAAGCCUUCAGGUUGUUUGUUGUGUUCACGGAGCCCAAAACGAAAACACUAAACAUUAGACAUUUGUUAUUGCAUUUUUGCAUUCAGAAAGGUUAGUUUGAAUUUCAAUAAAACUUAAUAUCAUUUUGGAUCAGUUUAAAUUCCCCUGUAUCAAAUCUAUGUAGAUGGUUGUUACUUCAGAUAUACAUCCUGGUUUGAAAAUAGUUUUGUGUUGAAGUUCAAAUAUUUCCCCCCCUAAUGUUGGUGUGCACUCUUGUACAAGCACUUGGAAAGUGAGUUUGAGGGCGAGAUGACUACUGGAUACUGUAUACAGUGUAAAAAAUAAAUAAAUCUCGUCUUUUAUUUUGAAAGAAAAA
This is a messenger RNA of Anarrhichthys ocellatus (wolf-eel), 2059 nucleotides long. It is a transcript of the gene aldh7a1, whose product is annotated as aldehyde dehydrogenase 7 family, member A1. Bases 77 to 1705 code for a protein of 542 amino acids. Gene Ontology annotation, molecular function: aldehyde dehydrogenase (NAD+) activity. The record is from RefSeq and is a predicted model, not a curated record. The transcript has 2 exons. NCBI's taxonomy places the organism in Eukaryota, Metazoa, Chordata, Actinopteri, Perciformes, Anarhichadidae.